GAAAUAAUAAUAAUCUGUGUUAGUUGCUCGUCAUCAUCAUCGUCGUCGUCAUGUACAACGGCGUAGAGGCGACGGCUGUCAAGGGGACGGGCCUCAGCGGCUACGUCCAGCGCAGCCGCGUGAACGUCACGACGGCCGGCCGCUCCGCCGCUCCUCUGACGGAGGACGAAGUGGCCAAGGAGGGCGGCGAGUCGAUCAACCCACUCGCGCAGCGUCGGGCGCAGAUGGAGAACAAGGAAAUGGCGUCGCGACUGGCGGCCCACCACGCGCUGCGGGACGUGCGGCUUCGUGUGCUGCUGUACCGCGAGGAGCGCGCGGCGGCCGGGGUGGACGUCGUGACGGUGGACCGCGAGUGCGACGAGCUCUACGCCUCGCUCUUGACCACCGCGAAGCACCAGUUGAAGACACAGCAGAAGGCGGAGCAGGCGAAGUCGGCCGCGAAGUUCGCUGCAGCGUUUGGCAUCAAGCAGCCAGCAUCGUCAGCAUCAGCGGCAGAGGUUACUCGCGGCAGCGCCUUUGAUAGGGCGGUGCAGGACGUGGAGAAGCAGAGAAGCGAGGAGGAGCGUCGGCAGCGGCAUGAGCAGCAGCUGGUGGAGCACCUGAAGCGGGUGCGCCGUGAAGGUGGCGAGGGGGUAGUUCAUGCUCAAGAAGAAAAGAGAGUUAUUUUCGCUGAUAAAACGAAAAACCAAUAA
Messenger RNA from Leptomonas pyrrhocoris, 692 nucleotides. RefSeq lists its product as hypothetical. The transcript has a single exon. NCBI's taxonomy places the organism in Eukaryota, Euglenozoa, Kinetoplastea, Trypanosomatida, Trypanosomatidae. The coding region runs from base 51 to 692 and encodes 213 amino acids. The record is from RefSeq and is a predicted model, not a curated record.